Messenger RNA from Fusarium musae, 2658 nucleotides. RefSeq names its product Non-essential glycogen phosphorylase (gene GPH1). The record is from RefSeq and is a predicted model, not a curated record. NCBI's taxonomy places the organism in Eukaryota, Fungi, Ascomycota, Sordariomycetes, Hypocreales, Nectriaceae. Gene Ontology annotation, molecular function: pyridoxal phosphate binding; glycogen phosphorylase activity. The transcript has 7 exons. Gene Ontology annotation, biological process: glycogen catabolic process. Gene Ontology annotation, cellular component: cytoplasm. The coding region runs from base 1 to 2658 and encodes 885 amino acids.
AUGGCGUCUGAACAGCAACGUUUGCCCACCCGUGAGAGGCGCCCCUCCACCUCCGCCCCGAUUGUAGACAUUCAGGGUGCAGUCGGCCCCGCAGGCAUCUCCCGCCCAAAACACACCCGAACUGCCACUGGUUUCGGUCCCAGUGAGAUCAAGAGCUUUGAAGCCUCGAUUCCCGAACCUCAGCGUGAAGCAUGGAAGCGCAACCAGUCUAGUGGCUUUACUGGCAAAGACGGCUUCGAGAAAGAGGUUGUCCGCCACGUCGAGACCACUCUUGCCCGCUCUGUCUUCAACUGCGAUGAACAUGCUGCCUACUCUGCUACCAGUCUGGCUUUCCGUGAUCGCCUGAUCCUCGAUUGGAACAGAACUCAACAGAGACAGACUUAUCGCGACUCCAAGCGCGUGUACUACUUCAGUCUCGAGUUCUUGAUGGGCCGUGCUCUUGACAAUGCUAUGCUCAACGUGGGUCAGAAGGAUACUGCAAAGGCCGGUCUUGCUGAGCUUGGCUUCCGAAUCGAGGACAUCAUCACACAAGAGAAUGAUGCUGCGCUGGGUAACGGCGGUCUUGGCCGACUCGCAGCCUGUUUCCUCGACAGUCUGGCCUCCCUCAACUACCCCGCUUGGGGUUACGGUCUCCGAUAUCGAUAUGGCAUUUUCAAGCAGGAAAUUGUCGACGGAUACCAAGUCGAGGUGCCUGAUUACUGGCUUGACUUCAACCCCUGGGAGUUCCCACGACACGACGUGACUGUUGAUAUUCAAUUCUUUGGAAAUGUUAGAAAGACCACUGAUGAGAAUGGCAAGUCCGUUGCUCUUUGGGAGGGUGGUGAGAUCGUUCAGGCCGUUGCCUACGAUGUUCCCAUCCCCGGCUACGACACACCCACAACAAACAAUUUGAGACUGUGGUCCAGCAAAGCUUCUGGAGGAGAGUUUGACUUCCAGAAGUUCAACAAUGGUGAUUACGAGAGUUCAGUUGCCGAUCAACAACGAGCUGAGACCAUCAGCGCUGUUUUGUACCCCAACGACAAUUUGGAGCGUGGAAAAGAACUUCGGCUGAAGCAGCAGUACUUUUGGGUUGCUGCCUCGUUGUACGAUAUCGUUCGCCGUUUCAAAAAGUCUAACCGCCCUUGGAAGGAGUUUCCCGAUCAGGUGGCUAUCCAGCUCAACGAUACCCACCCUACAUUGGCCAUCGUGGAGUUGCAGCGAAUUCUCAUUGACAUUGAGCACCUUGAAUGGGACCUGGCAUGGGAAAUUGUCGUGAACACCUUUGGCUACACCAAUCAUACUGUGCUGCCCGAAGCCCUGGAGAAAUGGCCUGUUGGUCUGAUCCAGCACCUUCUACCUCGACACUUGCAGAUUAUUUACGAUAUCAAUCUGUUCUUCCUCCAGAAGGUCGAGAAGGCAUUCCCCAAUGAUCGAGAUAUCUUGAGAAGAGUGUCCAUCAUCGAGGAAUCUCAAACAAAGAUGGUACGCAUGGCGUACCUGGCUAUUGUUGGAUCACACAAAGUCAACGGUGUUGCUGAAUUGCACUCGGAUCUCAUCAAAACCACUAUCUUCAAGGAUUUUGUCGAGAUCUACGGCCCUGACAAGUUUACCAACGUGACCAACGGCAUCACCCCUCGCCGCUGGCUCCACCAGGCCAACCCUCGCCUUUCGGAGCUCAUUGCUUCUAAGGUUGGGGGUAAUGGCUUCCUCAAAGACCUCACCACUCUAAAUCAGCUCGAGAAGUAUGCUGAUGACAAGGAAUUCCGUAAGGAAUGGUCCGAGAUCAAGUAUGCCAACAAAGUCCGACUCGCUAAGCUCAUUAAGUCGGCCGUGGGUGUCACUGUGAACCCUGCGGCAUUGUUUGAUGUUCAAGUCAAGAGAAUCCACGAGUACAAGCGACAGCAGCUCAAUAUCUUCGGCGUCAUUCAUAGAUAUCUCCACCUCAAGUCACUGUCCCCUGAGGAGCGUAAGAAGGUCGUUCCACGUGUCUCCAUCUUUGGAGGCAAGGCCGCCCCCGGCUACUGGAUGGCGAAGCAGAUUAUUCAUCUGGUCAACGCUGUUGGCUCUGUGGUGAAUAAUGACGAGGAUAUUGGAGAUCUCCUCAAGGUUAUCUUCUUGCCUGACUACAACGUCAGCAAAGCUGAGAUUAUCACCCCUGCAUCGGACCUUAGCGAGCACAUUUCUACUGCAGGCACCGAGGCAUCUGGUACCAGCAACAUGAAAUUUGUUCUGAAUGGUGGUCUCAUCAUCGGCACUUGCGAUGGUGCCAAUAUCGAAAUUACUCGCGAGAUUGGCGAGAACAACAUCUUCUUGUUUGGCAAUCUCGCUGAAGAUGUCGAAGAUCUCCGACACAGUCACCAGUACGGCUCUCAUGAGAUUGACCCUGACUUGCAGAAAGUGUUUACCGAGAUUGAGAAGGGCACCUUUGGCUCGGUCCAUGACUUUAGCGCCCUGGUCGCCGCUGUCCGUGAUCACGGUGACUACUACUUGGUGUCUGACGACUUUCACAGCUACAACGAGACUCACAAGCUGGUGGAUGAGGCGUAUCAGAACCAGGAGGAAUGGAUCAAGAAGUCAAUUACCUCUGUUUCUCGCAUGGGAUUUUUCAGCAGCGACCGCUGCAUUGACGAGUAUGCUGAGAGCAUCUGGAACGCAGAGCCUCUUGUCGUCCAUGAUUAG